AUGGCAGGCGAACAGGAUGAGAUGGCCAAGGCAUCGACUAUGACAUUGGAGCAUUCCAGCCCCUUCCACGUCAACUCCGAUUCGACUCUGGAAGAAGCUUCCGUGGUUGACGAAAAGAAGGUCCUUCGCAAGAUGGACCUUCGCCUGAUCCCUAUUGUGACAGCGUUGUAUCUUCUCUGCUUUUUGGACCGUGGCAAUAUCGGCAACGCCAAGAUUGAAGGUCUACUCGAUGACAUCAACCUGACCAGCCAGCAGUACAAUAUGUGCUUGACCGCUUUCUUCUUCACGUACGCGGCAUUCGAAUUGCCAUCGAACAUGGUCCUAAAGCGGCUUCGACCCUCGAUCUGGCUUUCGGCGAUCAUGGUGGGCGUGGGUAUUGUCAUGACGCUCAUGGGAAUUGUGGAAAACUACCAUGGACUUCUGGUAUCUCGCAUCUUCCUUGGCGUGACUGAGGCUGGCCUAUUCCCUGGGGUUGCCUUCUACAUCACCACAUGGUAUUGUCGGCACGAGGCCCAGUUUAGACAGGCAUUGUUCUUCAGUGCUGCGAGUGUAGCCGGAGCAUUUUCAGGCCUGUUGGCCUUUGCUAUUGCUGCAAAACUCCAGAAGAUGGACGGUGUUGCUGGCCUGGAUGGCUGGCGAUGGAUUUUUAUCCUGGAAGGACUCCUGACUGUUAUAGUCGCGGCUUCUGCAUUCUUUAUCAUUGUCGACUACCCACACGAAGCCAAAUUCCUGAGCGAGGAUGAAAAAGCCUGGGUAAUUCACCGUCUGAAAAACCAGUUCGGGAGCAAUGUUGAGGGGCCAAGCUCCAUCCAGUGGAAAUAUGUCUGGGAGGCUGUGUCUGACUACCAGAUUUGGAUCGGCGUUGUCGCGUUCUGGGGCAUUCUUGUGCCCCUUUACGGUAUCUCAUUCUUUUUGCCUUCAAUCAUCCGGGACUUGGGGUAUUCGUCUUCCAACGCGCAGCUGCUGACGGUACCAAUAUACGGGACAGCCGCUCUCAUUGCGGUAGGAUCUGCCUGGCUCUCUGACCGAGCAAAGAAGCGGUCGCCAUUCUUGAUUUUCCACUGCUCUUGCAUUAUCAUUGGCUUCGCCAUUGUCCUGGCAUCCACCGGGAAGGGUGUACCAGGAGUGGUUUACUUUGGCAUUUUCCUGGCUGUUUCCGGUAUCUAUCCGGGUGUACCAAGCAUUGUCAACUGGAUCAGCAAUAAUCUGGCUGGGGACUACAAGCGAGCUGUGGGGAUGGGUCUCCAUAUUGGACUGGGCAAUAUCGGAGGAGCAUUCGCUUCCAACUUCUACAGGGCCCAGGAUGCGCCCAUCUACUACCUCGGGCACGGUCUCGAAUUGGGCUUCGCGGUUGCAGGGUUGAUCGCGGUAAUCACCUUGCGCGUAGUUUACCAGAGGGUGAACAAGGCACGGGAGGCGAACGGGACAGGGAAUCUGACGGCCGAGGAGAUGGUACGCAUGGGUGACAAGUCUCCCGCUUUCCGAUACAUGCUCUGA
This is a messenger RNA of Aspergillus calidoustus, 1497 nucleotides long. Lineage: Eukaryota; Fungi; Ascomycota; Eurotiomycetes; Eurotiales; Aspergillaceae. The record is from the annotation of a GenBank genome assembly.